AUAACCACCGGCUGCUUUGCGGCGAGCAACGCCAUCUCCAAAACAUCGCCUGCCCUGCGCCUCUUCAUCCGAGGCGUGCGAGAGGCACGGGUUGAGCUCGAUGCCACCCUGGCCGAGAUACAGUCACUAGACGGCGUCCUAGACAUCCUCAAGGAUGAUGCUACCUCAUUUCCGCCGGACCUGGCAAGGCGCACGCCGGCGCUGCUCGAGCACUGCACGGCUAUUAUCAACCAGAUCGAGGGAUAUAUGCACGUCUGCAAUGGCCUGGGUCUGACGGCGAGGGAGAAGAAGUUUAGGUGGCUUGCCAUCAAGGGUGACAUGGUGAAGCUGAGGUUUACUCUGGAGGGAUACAAGUCCAUCUUGGCUGUCGUGACGGACCUGGUCGGCCUAACCAAAUCUAGAAGGGAUAACGACGGGCUUUCCGUUUCCAGCGACUCGUCCCGUUACCUCGAGGCCGUGGAGAAUCAAGCAGCCGCGAACGACGACAUCAAGAACGAUCUGACCCACAUCAUGGCAGAUAUGGGCAGCCUGCGCGGCCGUCUUCAGGGCGACUUCCGCUCCAACUACGCCGUGUCGGACCUCGAGAGCUACUUGGAUGCCAUGCAGCUGCACGCCACCAACCUGAACUACCGGAUGGAAGCAGAGAGGCUCGACAACGCAGAGGAGGGCGCUCUCCCGCGUAUUCCGCGCAGGGCGGCUGGGCGCGAGGAUCAUCGACACGCUUCUGCAGGAUCCAACUCCUCCUCCCUGGGUGAUGAGCCGGACAGUGCUAUCGACAUGAACGACGGCCCUCCAUUCCCAAGCCCGAGAUCGCCGACCAGAGAGAAAGAGCCCAGCCUACGCAGCAGCAGCAGCCAACUCCGCCCGCCCACGGCAGCAUCUUCCAAGGCAGGCAGCGUCCGCAGCACCAGCUCCCGCCUCUCCUCUGUGUUCCAUCGCCUCAGCAGCUUCCGCCGCCCACGCAACGAGGUGAACACCAUGGCCGCGACCGCCGUUCUCGAAGAAGAUGCCGAGCCCGACGAUAUCUUUGGCGUGUCGCUCAAGAAGUCAAUGCAGAUGGCCUCGGCCAGCGUGCGCACCCACCACGACGGGUCCAAGGCCUCCUCGCGGCGCGAGUUCCCGCGCUGCGUCUUCAUGUGCGUCACCUUCGUCAAGGAGAACGGCGGCGUGCGCGUGCCGAAUAUCUUUGGCGGGGACUACUCGAUCGGGUGCGGCAGCGACAGCAUCGUGCGCGUGGCCGCGCUGAAGGAGGCGUUCAGCACGGCGCCGUAUUAUGGCGAGGGCAAUAUCGACUGGAGCGCACAUGAUGUGUACGAUGCUGCCGAGCUGAUCAUCCUGUUCCUGCAGCAGCUGCGCAAGCCUCUCAUCACAGAAACCGUUGCCAAGCGGUGGAUUGUCAUGUCCAAGCAGGCCACCCUGCCUGGGUCUAUGGGCAUGCGCCUCGACUCGUGCAUCGACUUCUGGGAUGAAGCUCUGCUCGGGAUCAGGGGCCCUGCGAGGAGUUUGUUCAAGCUGCUGCUGAACCUGUGGGGCGACGUGGCGGAUGCUGCGGAGUUGAACGAUAUGACGGCCGAGAGGCUGGCUUCGAGACUGCUCAAUCCGCUUAUGCAUCUGCCUGCGGGCAAGUACACGACGGAUUAUAUGCUGGGUCUGGCGUUUCUGAUUCGCAAGCGGAGCGAGUAUGCCAUCAUGCUGAGGGAGGGGAGGAAAAGUCAUGCUGCGUUUUGA
This is a messenger RNA of Cryphonectria parasitica EP155, 1728 nucleotides long. RefSeq lists its product as uncharacterized. The annotation marks the transcript as partial. The record is from RefSeq and is a predicted model, not a curated record. The transcript is spliced from 3 exons. NCBI's taxonomy places the organism in Eukaryota, Fungi, Ascomycota, Sordariomycetes, Diaporthales, Cryphonectriaceae. Gene Ontology annotation, biological process: signal transduction.